This is a messenger RNA of Eucalyptus grandis, 1017 nucleotides long. RefSeq names its product NAC domain-containing protein 78. Gene Ontology annotation, biological process: regulation of DNA-templated transcription. The record is from RefSeq and is a predicted model, not a curated record. Gene Ontology annotation, molecular function: DNA binding. Bases 1 to 1017 code for a protein of 338 amino acids. The transcript has 4 exons. NCBI's taxonomy places the organism in Eukaryota, Viridiplantae, Streptophyta, Magnoliopsida, Myrtales, Myrtaceae.
AUGACCAAUUGCCAGUACAAAACUAAUAGCUUGCAUUUGAAGUUGCAAACUCCUCCUUCCUCAUCAUUCUUCGACAUUCCAUCCUUCCACAGAAAAGUUAGAGGAGACAUCGAAUGGUUUUUCUUCAGUAAGCUGGACAAGAAAUAUGAGACAGGAGUGAGGGUGAAUCGAUCUACCAAACUGGGGUUUUGGAAGGUGACCGGGCCUGAAUACAAAAUCAAAUACGGCUCCCGAGUGAUCGGCGAGAAGAGGUUUCUCGUGUACUACAACGGGCAUUCGAAGAUGGGGAAGCGGACGGACUGGGUGCUGCACGAGUAUCGAUUGACGGAUGCAACACUCCCAGUGACCCAAGGCAAGGAAGUCUAUGCAGUCUACAGGUUAUUUUGGAAAGGCAACUCCGACCCUAUCUCUGGUGGCCCUGCACCGGCCGACGCCGUGGAAGGGGGAGAGCAAGUUCAUGGCGACGACGUUGCUCCAGCCUCUGCGGCUUUUCAGGUUGUGGAGGAACUUGGACCGGACGGAAAGAACACAGAGACGACUCCAGCUGACGAGGCUCCAGAAGCAGCACCCAACGCCCUCGCCCUGGUUAUUCACAACGAAGCCCCUCCUGAAACUCUCGAUCUCGUGACCCAUUGUUACCACAAGCGUCCGUACGAACACUCGAAGGGGACUUCAUCCGCGAGAGAAGACACGCGGGCCUGUCCAGUCAAGAGACCCAGACUUGCUGAACCUGAUAGCCCACAAAAUCUUUCCCCAAGAGGUCAAGAACCGAACAGCUCGAAUUCUGCGGCAGGAGCUAUCCCAUCAUUGACGUUGAGCUUGGCAUGCCCGGCGUCGGAAACAGCACCCAAGCAACAAGAACAGCGACUAAUAGUGGCGCCGCAACCGGUUCCCCGGCAAGCCGUGAAGCCGCCACCGUGGACAACAAGUGUUCAAAUCUUGCCAAAGAUUCGCUUAACCAUUGAGAGGAGCGGUAAGCGUGGUACCCCGAAAGACCGGUGCGCGAAAGAUGUUUGA